UCAACAACUCCUCUAAUCUCAAUUGACAACGCGCACACACGCAUACACAUACACAUUCAUAUAUUCCCUCUCCCAAUCCCUCUAUAAAAUUCAACCUAUACAUACAAAAUUCAUCCUAUACACACACCCAAUCAAUCAUGUAUUACAACAACAACGCCAUGAUGCUAAUCAACUGCUCCGGUUGCCAGACGCCUCUGCAGCUCCCCCACGGCGCCAAAUCAAUCAGAUGCGCGCUCUGCCAAGCCAUUACUCAGAUCGCCGACCCACGCGCCGUCGCGGCGCCUCCGGCCGCCUCUCACGCGCCUCCUCCUCCGUCCCCGUUUAACCACGCGCCGCCGGGACCUCCGCCGUCGCCGCACGGCAGGAAAAAGGCGGUGAUUGUCGGCAUAUCGUAUAAGUUUUCGAGGCAUGAGCUGAAAGGGUGUAUUAAUGAUGCGAAAUGUAUGAAGUAUUUGUUGAUCAAUAAGUUUAGUUUUCCGGAAGCUUCGAUUAUCAUGCUUACCGAGGAAGAAAGAGAUCCCUUCAAAAUUCCUACCAAACAGAACAUGAGAAUGGCAUUAUUUUGGCUUGUACAGGGAUGUCAGCCAGGAGACUCCUUAGUGUUUCAUUAUUCAGGGCAUGGUUCACGGCAAAGGAAUUAUAAUGGAGAUGAGGUUGAUGGAUAUGAUGAAACUUUGUGCCCACUAGAUUUCGAAACUCAGGGAAUGAUUGUUGACGACGAGAUUAAUACAGCAAUUGUGAGACCCAUUCCACCUGGAGUUAAGCUUCAUGCAAUAAUUGAUGCUUGCCACAGUGGCACUGUGCUAGAUCUACCAUUUCUAUGUAGAAUGAACAGGAGUGGACAAUAUGUUUGGGAGGAUCAUCGUCCCCGAUCUGGUAUUUGGAAAGGAAGCAGUGGUGGGGAAGUUAUAUCUUUCAGUGGUUGUGAUGAUAACCAAACAUCUGCUGAUACAUCAGCUUUGUCAAAGAUCACUUCAACUGGUGCGAUGACUUUUUGUUUUAUCCAAGCAAUUGAGCGUGGACAUGGCCAAGGUGCUACUUAUGGAAGCAUACUAACUGCUAUGCGCCACGCCAUCCGUAGUGCAGGAGGUGGUGGUGGCGGCGGCGGCGGUGGUGAUGUAGUGACAACUCUUAUUGGCAUGCUUUUGACAGGGGGCAGUGCUAGUGGUGGAUUACAACAGGAGCCACAAUUAACUGCUCACGAGGCCUUCGACGUGUAUAGAAAGCCAUUUUCCUUAUAAUAGUGUAUGCCUGGUGCUUCUAUCAAAGAUUCUGUAAAUUCAAAGUAUUUGGAAAUUUAUUACUUUUAAGGAGUGGUAGUUUGCGUCUUAGCUAAUGUAUAUUGUUCUUGCAUCAUUUUGCUUGAUUCAUCGAGCCAUGAUCAAUUCAUCUGUUUAUUAUUGAUAUUAAUGUGAAAAA
Daucus carota subsp. sativus is the source of this 1419-nucleotide messenger RNA. RefSeq names its product metacaspase-1. Gene Ontology annotation, biological process: proteolysis. Gene Ontology annotation, molecular function: cysteine-type endopeptidase activity. NCBI's taxonomy places the organism in Eukaryota, Viridiplantae, Streptophyta, Magnoliopsida, Apiales, Apiaceae. The coding region runs from base 138 to 1241 and encodes 367 amino acids. The record is from RefSeq and is a predicted model, not a curated record. The transcript has 5 exons.